Molecule: messenger RNA, 3285 nt
Organism: Trichoderma aggressivum f. europaeum
Lineage: Eukaryota; Fungi; Ascomycota; Sordariomycetes; Hypocreales; Hypocreaceae
Exons: 1
Coding region: 1-3285 (1094 amino acids)
Source: RefSeq, a predicted model, not a curated record
AUGGCCCCCGAACCUCCACCAAACGAUUACGAGGCUGAGGCCCACGACAUUUACCUAGGAAAAAACCGCCGGCUUGCCGACCCAGUCUUCUUCCCAGCUUCUAAGCGUUCGAAUCAUGAAAUGAGGGUAAUUGAAGAGACGCUUGUCCGUGAAAUGGAAUUGGAGCCCGAUGGACCUCGAGAAUUCACGAAAAAUGUCAUGGUCCUAUGGGGCUGGGGCAUAUGUACACGAUGGCCCCCAGGCGGCCCAGUUCCCCGACUUGAAGACUUUGGAAAGGCCAUGGAUGCAAUGGCCGCUGACGUACACGGCCAUUGGAAAGAAAUCCAGUCCUUGGUCAGAAAUCAUGAGGAUGCCAUCCGCGACUGGAUCCUCCGCUUCUCUCCCGGCAUUGAGAAACAAGAGUCUCGGGACAAGAACAUGUUGUAUGCUGGCAUACAACAAAGUUGGGAACGCACUGUCAAGACAUUCAACGACUGUGCCGACGACAUCAAGAUCUUCAUGAAGUCUGAUUCCAUCGAAUCCGAUUUUGAGAUUGACGUCCCCAACUAUCCCGAGUAUGAGAAAACUCGAAGGCUCCCUUUUUCGUUCAUGUGCGAAAACUUCUUGAUGGGGCACACACACGCUCCACCAGAGGGCCGAGAUCACUAUGUUGCCCUUUACUCCCACCCCUACAACUUUUUCAACGACCAAUCAGAUGGAGAGGAACUUGAACCGUGCGAAUGUGAGUGUCUGGGCUGUCAAUGCAAUGAUGAGGCGUCACGCGAGUUCUACAAAGGACAACGAAUCUUGUUCUUGGCCCCUCACAUAGCCUCGUGCGAUUUGCAAGAUCCCAAUUGCCUACUUUCCUUCAUCCACUAUCGUGGUCGGCAACAUCCGUCUGUGUUUGUUAAAAUGGACAAUGAUAUGACUUUCAUUGGUAGACGGACUUAUCAUCUGACCGGCCCCUUGAUCCCGAACCGCAUGGUCAGCUUCGACAUCUCAAAGGGGUAUCGUCCAAAAUUGUGGAAAGGGUGGGCUAGUCGCCCGAACCCUGAGAUUUCGGGCGGGAGCAAGGAAGAAUAUGAUCAUCUUUGGCAUCAAGGCCAGUUGUUUGGAGCAUCAGAAGCCUGGAUCAUGCUCCAGAGCCAGCGAGCCACUUAUCACUACCUCAGACACCUCCUCGGGUUUAUCUGCCGCGAGAUAAAGCUCCAAGUAUCCCCCAAGGCGAACCCCAAGCCGCCAGGAGAACUAGAGCGCAUAUUUCGCAGUUCAAGGGCCUCGAUGGAUGUCAUCGCCCAGAGGGCUUUGGCCAACUGGUUCGCUUUUACUAAGCAGCAGGCUUUCCUCCCUCCACCAAUACAAAUCUCCCCAAGAUAUAUGCAAGAUCUCCAAUUCAAGAUGGAAGUCGCCGAGAAACAUAUACAGGAGCUCUUCAGCGACCCAGGGUAUUUCUUUGACUGUAUCAAUACACUCAAAGGGCAUCAUUGGGCAAAUAUCGAAAUGCAAAAGGACGAGACAAUGAUCAACAACCGUGGCCUUGCUUCCAUAUACGUGGAGAAAUACGUCGAGGAGGAUUAUCGGCAUAUUCUCUAUUUUGAUCUCAUUAGGGGCGUGCUGAGGCGAUCAAUUUUCGAAUUCUACAUGUGGCACGCUGCUUACACUCGCCUUCAGGAAUUUCAAACCACGAUGAGAAAGACGUUCAAAGACUACGGCAAAGAAGAGGAGUCUGAUACAGACGGAACCAAGAUGCUCCAGCAGCCUCCAAUGUUUCUUUCUGACAAGGCGAGACGUGCUCACGCCGCAUUGGCAGAAAAAUACCUGUCUCUGGUCGUUUUGCUACGAUAUGAUGCCGUCUUUUUCAUCAACGAGUUCCGCAAGAAAGGUAUUCAUGCUGGUGAUCAUACAGUGUUUGAAGUGGCUUACGUCGACCAACCUCAGGAGGAAACUCAAAGCCGCCAAAACACCAUACAAAAGAAGCACUAUGGAGCUCCGGACCUGAAAUGCCGCCCGAAAUUCAGGAACAAAUCGCUUCGCGUUGACGAAUAUUCAGCAGAUGAGAUUCUUCGAAUGUUCUUCUUCAACAGCAUGGACAACUUCAUCUCCGAUGCUUUGAACUGCACAAACUGCGGCAUCACGGAGGCGGCAGGCUAUCUCCAAGCAAUGUCUCGAGCCCACGAUCCGGACAGCACAAAGCUCAUCUUCACAGACUUGAUGGACGACACCAUCGAUAAUCUCAAUCUGCUAUCCUCGCUUGCUGACCACCUGGAGUGUUUGUGGCCCGCCAUGGACAAAGUCGGGGGCGCAGCCGUGGACGAGACCGUCCGCCGAAGGUAUUUCGACUUGGGCAGCAAGGAUAUUUCCAUCAACUUUCUGAAUUUUGACGACUUUGACUUUGAAAAGAAGAUCCCCACGAAGCGCCUAAACAGACUGUUUCUCUUCUUCGAUGAACUGCAGGGCUUCAAGGAUGAAUCAAUUUCGAUGGGACAUGCCAGAGGUGAUCUGAAGAGGUUUGGGGCCUCGCUGCUCUGUAAGUUUAUAUGCCCCCUCAACAGCGAAGGGCGUGGCUCCAAGGCCAACCAAGAAGCAAUUUCUAGACUUGAAAAGGCAAUGGGAGUAUCUGGAUCCGAUUACGUCUUCAACGUAAAAGAAACGCCCUUCAACCUGGACGAAAUCAAAGCAGCCAAGGGAGCAAAGGUCCAUUUGGAAAGUCAGCCGUCAAGCCAUCGCAACGUCGCAGCUCGUGAGAAGGAUAAAGCUAGAGAGCGCCAGCAGGAAAGAGAAGCCUUCAAAGACGCGGUAUGGGUGGAAAGGGAUGGCAUGGCGGAGGUGUACAAGUACAAUCCGCGAUGGAUGCAGUCACUCCAUUCUGCUCUCGAACAGUUGCAGCUCCCGCCCAUCCCCGGUCUAGUCGAUGCUCUAUCCAGCCUUUCCCUCCAGUCAGCCCCCAAGGCUCCAGACGGCCAGCCCAAAGGCGUUAUGAAGAAACGCGAGUGGGCCACGCUUGAAGCCGUCUACAACGUUCAUGGCAGCGCCAAUGCAGCUGUUUCCUACGCUCAACUCAAGUUGGCGAUGGGGGCGAUGGGAUAUAAAGAGGAUCCCAGCGGGGGGAGUCACAUGAGGUUCGUCAGACAGGACGGUAGGUGGCCGCAUGAUGUGCUGCCAAAAGGUGAGAAUGUUAUCGUUGCGCGAACACACGGAGGAGAGCGAGCUGCGGCGGCCAAGGGGAAGGCGAUGGAUUGGGGAAAGAGGUUUGUUGAGAGAGGGUUGACAUUUGACUUUAUUCAGCAGUGGUACGUGAAGGGAUGA